Molecule: messenger RNA, 1253 nt
Organism: Jaculus jaculus (lesser Egyptian jerboa)
Lineage: Eukaryota; Metazoa; Chordata; Mammalia; Rodentia; Dipodidae
Gene: Pbdc1
Product: polysaccharide biosynthesis domain containing 1
Exons: 6
Coding region: 132-725 (197 amino acids)
Cellular component (GO): cytoplasm
Source: RefSeq, a predicted model, not a curated record
CCCUCCCUCUCUCUCUCUCUCUCUCUCUCUCUCUCUCUCUCUCUCUCUCUCUCACACACACACACACACAAGAAAAAAAAAUCACUUCCGGGAAGUUAAAGCCACACUUUCUCUGCUAUUCUCGCUGCAACAUGGAAGCUGCCAGCAGAAUGGCUGAGCCGGUUUCUGGGGAGCUGGUAUCGGUGGCCCAUGCUCUUUCUCUUCCAGCAGAGUCCUACGGCAACAAUCCUGAUAUUGAGAUGGCUUGGGCUGUACGAGCAAUGCAGCAUGCUGAAGUCUAUUACAAACUUAUUUCAUCAGUUGAUCCACAGUUUCUGAAACUCACCAGAGUAGAUGACCAAAUUUACUCUGAGUUCCGGGAGAAUUUUGGGAACCUCAAGGUAGAUGUAUUGGACCCGGAAGAACUCAAAUCUGAAUCAGCUAAAGAGAAGUGGAGGCCAUUCUGUUUGAAGUUUGAAGGGGUUGUAGAAGACUUCAACUAUGGUACUUUGCUACGACUGGAUUGUUCCCAGGGCUACACUGAGGAAAACACUAUCUUUGCCCCCAGGAUUCAAUUUUUAGCAAUUGAAAUAGCCCGGAACCGUGAAGGGUACAACAAAGCAGUUUCUGCCAAUGUUCAGGACAAAGAAGGAGCGAACGAAGCUGUGAGUGGAGAAGAGAAAGAUGAAAAUGUUGUUGACAGUGGAGAAAAAGAGGAAGAAGUCAACAGUGAGGGAGAAAAAUAGAAAACUAUCCAAGGUGGAGAAAAGAGAAGUCAAGAAAGACAUCAAGUGGAGUAUCUGAGAAAGGCAGACAGGGAGCAGCACUCCAGGCACAUGAGUCAGCUGAGCCCAUAAGUGUCACUGUGCUAUCUGUAGAGACCUCUUUGGUUAAAUGUCCUUGUGUUAUCUGAGGAUCCAGAAGGAUCUUUCUAGCCAAAUAAUCAUGAGCUUUCCUGGGUAUUCCUCUGUCUAAAUUGUUAGUGGAGUCUGAAUUCUUUCUUGAUUUGUGGAUCCUUGGUUUUGGUUUCUGAUUUAAGUAAGAAAUUUUAUAAAUAAAUUACAUUUUGUUUAUAGGGUUAUUUCUGUAACUGACUUUAAGAAGUAUUUAAAGCUAUUCAAAUAUUUUUGGGUCCAUAAUCUCAUCACUAUCUCUUAUGGAAAACCAUUUGUGUCUGCCUGUUAAUUUUUCUCACUGUUCUCUAUAAUGAAGUUCUCCUAACCUGUUAAAUUGUACCUUCCUGGUUUUGGGAUUAAAAGUCCUUAUAUAACUGA